Molecule: messenger RNA, 1246 nt
Organism: Silurus meridionalis
Lineage: Eukaryota; Metazoa; Chordata; Actinopteri; Siluriformes; Siluridae
Gene: psmb5
Product: proteasome 20S subunit beta 5
Exons: 3
Coding region: 40-840 (266 amino acids)
Cellular component (GO): proteasome core complex
Molecular function (GO): threonine-type endopeptidase activity
Source: RefSeq, a predicted model, not a curated record
GACGAAAAAACCCGGAAGUGAGGUGAAGGUUUGGUAAAGAUGGCGCUGGCGAAUGUGUUGAAGAGUGAGUGUGCGGAUUUUGAGGCGCCUUUGGCGUUCGGUUACGGGUUUAACGACGGCGAUGCCGGUUUCGGGGGAACAUCCGGAGACCCGCACAGCUUCGCGCUGAAAACCUCGUCAGGAGAUGAGGAUGGAAUUGAGAGGAAAAUCGAGUUUCUUCACGGGACAACCACCUUAGCGUUUAAAUUUCAGCAUGGCGUCAUCGUGGCGGUAGACUCGCGAGCGACCGCAGGUUCGUACAUCGCGUCGCAGACGGUCAAGAAGGUGAUCGAGAUCAACCCGUACCUGCUGGGCACCAUGGCCGGCGGAGCAGCUGACUGCAGCUUCUGGGAGCGUCUGCUGGCGCGGCAGUGCCGCAUCUAUGAGCUGCGCAACAAGGAGCGCAUUUCGGUCGCGGCCGCCUCCAAACUGCUGGCGAACAUGGUCUACCAGUACAAAGGAAUGGGCCUGAGCAUGGGCACUAUGGUCUGUGGCUGGGACAAGAGGGGGCCAGGGCUGUACUACGUGGACUCGGAAGGAAACCGGGUGUGCGGCGAUAUGUUCGCCGUGGGCUCGGGUUCUAUGUACGCCUACGGAGUCCUCGACAGCGGGCACCGCACCGACCUGACCAUCGAGGAGGCCUGCGAUCUCGGGCGCCGUGCCAUCUACCAAGCAACCUACCGCGACGCUUACAGCGGGGGUCAAGUCAACCUUUACCGCGUACACAGUGAAGGUUGGGAGAGGGUCUCGCAAGACGACGUCCUUGCGCUCCACCACCAGUACAAGAGUGAGAAGGCCUAGAGAUAUGAGCAGGACGGGGGGGAAGCAAAGAAGGAAGUCAAACAUUUGGAGGGUUUCAGGGUUUUUUGCAGACGAGUACAGUUAAAAAAAGGGCAUGACUAACAGUCCUUGGAAGCUAGAUUUAGCAUUAUAUUCAAUUGCAUUUGUGCUUUGUGUCUUUCUAACCCAAUUCACCACAAUUUCAAUUUGCUUGUUUUGCAAUCUGCAAUUACUUGUUCAGUCAAUAUUUCAGUGACCUGACCUUUACAAGCCAGGGGCGCCAGUGCCUCAUGUUUGGUGCGAUUUAAUAAUGCACAUUUCAACCCAGCCAUAUUGUGCUGGCCAGCUUUGUUAAAAAGGCGUAACUGCUUCUCACUACAUACAUAACUGUUGAACACUUACAAUAAACUUGGAUUUGUUUUUGCUA